Amoebophrya sp. A25 is the source of this 267-nucleotide messenger RNA. Lineage: Eukaryota; Dinophyceae; Syndiniales; Amoebophryaceae. The record is from the annotation of a GenBank genome assembly.
AUGCGGGUAGAGGGUUUUACAGUGAAACUCAACGGGAGUGUCACAACCCAGUCGUACUACGGGCGUGCGCAUGAUCGUUUCGAAGUCAAGUGCACGGACCCAGAAAUGAAGAGAGAUUUCAAGAAAAUGCGGCAGAAUAGUAAUGUGGACUUUCUUGCGAAAUCGACGGAGAACUGUAAGCGUAUUGUGGGCUAUAGGGAGGAGGAGCAAGAUUUUGGUGAGGCGCUGGGAGGAUUGUGGGCGUGCCGCACGCGAUUUCUGUUGCAG